AUAGAAAUACAAUUAAUUUUUGUGUAUUAAUCUUGUAUCUCACUUUGCUGAACUUUAUUAGCUCUAAUAGUUUUAUUAGCUCAAAUAGUUUUGCGUGUGAAUUAAUUUUUUCUAUAUAUAAGAUCACGUCAUCUGUGAAUAGAGAGAAUUGAAAGUUUAAACUUUUUAAGACACUGUUUCCCAAAGUGGUGGUACCAUUUGACAUUCCCGCCAGCAGUAUCUGAGAGCUCCAGUUCCUCCACAUCCUUCGUCACACUUAGUAUGAGCCACACAAUACCCCAUCAUUGACUUACGGGAAAAUGGACAGUCAGAAAAGUUAAGUGACUUGCCCAGGGACCCCAAACCACCUUAUCAGUCUGCUCAGGUCUCACUAAGUCUGUACCCCUAAACCCUCAUUUCCCACUCACAGAAGAGGAAACUGAGACCCCAAGAGGUCACCCCUGGGAGUGACUCUCCAGUCUGCAAGAGCUGGGUCUGUUUUGUAGCCUGGCCCAAGCCAGAGGGACCAGGGACCUCCCCUAGGGUUCUGCCUCCUUCCUUUGCUCUCCUCCCACCCUGACACUGCCCUGGGCAUCAUCUUCCCCCAAACUUCCCAGUCCAGGGAGGCUGGGAGUCUUCUCUGUGACAUCAUAGAGCUGGUUGCCAAGGGAGACCUGCAGACCCACCCCCUAGGCAGGGCAGAGCAGAGCCCUCCUGCACCAGAGGCCCAGCAGCUCCUCCCCGACCACGCUGGCCCUCCAUGGAAGCCUUGGUCUGUGCGUUCUCUGAGCUGCGCAUAAGAGAAGAUGCAGUGAGCUGGGCCCAAGGACACCCCAGCCACCCCAACACACCACCCAACAUCUAUGAGGGGGGGCUGGGGCAGCAGCAGUGCCCCAGUGCCCAGGGAAGCAAGCCCAAGAACUUCCGGCUGCGCCACCUCCGGGGCCUGGCUCUCUAUCUACCGGGUCACAUGCAGCUCGCCAGCCAGUGUGAGAGCCACUGGCUGAGCCGGCUCAUGGCUGGGGGCUGCCUCCCACGGCCGGAAGGCAUGGCUUGGCCUUUGGGCCUGCCACAGGGGACUCUGGGCCCAGGUAACAGCCACUGCUCAGCCCUUCUGGAAGCUCAACUGUCAAGGGACAGCCCAGGAAAUACAGCUUCCAGUUCCAGCAUGGACCCAGCCAAGGGUGCUUCCUCCCUGCCCAGUCCCCCAGAAGGCUUGGGGCUCAGGCCCAAGAGGUCCUGGGGGGCCUCAGAGGAGUCUACAUGUCCACUGUGCAAGAGAACCCGCUCUGGGGCUCUGGAGAGGCCAUAGGGAUCUGAGUGCCAGGGCUGGUUCUCCUAGCUCGGGACAAGAGGGGAAAGGAUGGCCCAGGAGGAUGGGGUGGAGGUCCAGACAGGAAGGGCUGAGCCCCCACCAGUGGCCCCCCAACAGCGAGACACCCUGGCCGCUGCCCAGCACCAGAGCCUGGGCCAGCCUGGGGAAAACUCGAGGGGGGAGGGAGAUGGAGGUCCGGCGGGAGGGACAGAAAAAAUAGAAGCCUGGAUGUGCCCUUGCAACCUGCUCCAACUCCAGUCGGUCACUUGUACCUGGGAGGCCGGGCUGAGUGGAGAGUUGGGCCAGGGAGCCCACAGGUCUAAUCUCAAUAAAAGCCAAGGCCUAUA
This is a messenger RNA of Equus caballus (horse), 1641 nucleotides long. It is a transcript of the gene C13H16orf90, whose product is annotated as chromosome 13 C16orf90 homolog. NCBI's taxonomy places the organism in Eukaryota, Metazoa, Chordata, Mammalia, Perissodactyla, Equidae. The record is from RefSeq and is a predicted model, not a curated record.